CGUUUACUUUGAAUACUUGAAGAAUAGUAGCCUUUAUUUACUCACAAUAAAUAAACUGACUAUAUUAGUUAUAACAUUGACCUAGUUAUAGUGUGGUUUUGCAACUUUUUCUCAAGUGAAAGACAGAAGUAUAUUUAUACACCACUGGAUUUGGUCUCAACAAAAACAAUUGAAUGUCACCUGUGUGAAAACAAGGGGCAAUUUUGAACACUGGUGUAUCAUCAACAGGGCAAUAAUGGAAUCAUUUUAUGUCGUUGUUUUCAAUGUGAAAUGUCAAACAUAGUUUAGAGCUUGAGCUUGAAGGCGCCUGGCGACAGGAUCUGUCGGAAGUGAACCGCGGAGACUCCGCAGGGAGCAGCAGCCUCAAGGCAACUCGUUGCGUUUCACCAGGAAGGACGCCCAGCGCGCCUGUGGAUAUGAAUAUACGAGCCACUCGACGUCGUCAGACUGAAGUUAUGACUUGAAUAUGGCCGACAAGGGUCCGUUUUUAACCUCGUGCAUCAUUUUCUACCUGUCGAUCGGCGCCGCGUUGUUCCAGAUCCUGGAGGAGCCCAACUGGACGUCUGCCCGGGACAGAUACGUCCAGCAGAAGGAGGACGUGCUGAAGAAGUACGCCUGCCUGACACAGGACGGGCUGGAGGAGAUUCUGGAGAUCGCGUCGGAGGCCGCAGGUCAAGGUGUGACCAUCACCGGCGACAGGCAUCGCAACACGUGGGACUGGGUGAACUCCGUCAUAUUCGCUGCCACCAUCGUCACCACCAUAGGCUAUGGAAAUGUUGCUCCCAAGACUAAAGGCGGUCGUGUGUUCUGCAUCCUGUACGGCCUCUGUGGGAUCCCUCUCUGCCUGGUCUGGAUCAGUGAAUUGGGCUCUUUCUUCGGAGACAGAGCCAAGCGUCUGUCCCAGGUUCUGAUUCGUAAAGGCGUUUCAGUGAAAAAGGUCCAAUUCACCUGUACGGCCUUAUUUCUGUUAUGGGGGCUGUUGGUGCACCUGGUGAUCCCUCCAUUUGUUUUCAUGUCUAUGGAAGGAUGGACCUACCUGGAAGGCAUCUACUUCUCUUUCAUCACACUCACAACGGUUGGUUUUGGAGAUUAUGUGGCAGGUGUAAAUCCAAGCAUAGAUUACCCUGGGCUGUACAGAGUAUUUGCAGAGUUAUGGAUCUACAUGGGCCUGGCCUGGCUGUCUCUGUUCUUCAGCUGGAACGUCCACAUGGUAGUGAAAGCUCACGAGGUGCUAAAGAAGAGACGACACAGGUACAGACACUUUCAUGACGAGGAACCCCAGCAUGAAGAGGAAAAGGAAAAGCAAGACCCAGAUGUGAAGCCAUCCGUCAUCGACAUCUUUAAAUUCCUGUCUGACAAGGAGGAGGACUACAGCACCGUCAUCAAGGAGAUUGGAAUCAAGACGAAAAAAGUCACCCCCGAAGACAAAAUAAAUCGCUCCAAGAGUUGCAGCGACAUUUUGGCCAUCCAGACCCUGGAGCAUUCGCCACGUCAAAGACACAUGGUCAGUAUCAGUGAGGUGUUCAUGAACGCAAACUUUCAAAAGGGCGAGCAUCCUCAAGAAGAAAGCAACGGAGACCUUGAACCUCCAGAAUGUGUGAGGACAGGCAAUGAGGAGAACAAGGACAAUUGUGCAUUUGACUCGGAAAAUGAGGGAAUCACCUUCACUGUACCCACCAAAGCUGCUACAGAAGAACAAAGUGCACAGCAGGCUGGUGGUGGGGAGAGUAGGUUCAAAAUAUCCAAGGUAAAUGAAGAUGUGUUAAUAGACCAAGAUGAAAAAGGGUAAAACAUCAUCUUGUAACCGUGUCGGAAGGGAGGAGCAGGGCUUUGUUUUAAAAAUAUUAUAAAUACUGUUAUUUAUGAAGGGAACAAACUGCAUUACACAAAUCUACGCACAUUAAGGCUGGGCUGUUCCCGCUUUACAGGGGCACUAUUUCGUGCAACUUUCCAAUAAUAACCUGUACCUAGUAAGCCAGUGCAUGUAAAAUAAUUAUCUUCGUCUCGCAAACAGUGAAUUAAGAAUCUUGAAUUUUUGAUCCCAUAUGCAUCCAGAUCUUUUGUUGCAACGUCUCAAGUCUUAAACAGUAGCGACGAUAUGCAGAAUACACAGAUCAUUUCACGGGAAAGGGGCUUGUGUAUGUAAAACAGAGCCAAUGUGGAGGCUGCUAGAGUUGGAGGCCGGAAUCACGUGGUCAGUAUCAGCGUUUUCCUGGCUCACCAUGACCUUGGAGAAACACAAAUACAGUUAUAGCACAGUCAAACAAUAGUGAAGGUGCAUAGUUUUUAAAUAGGUUAAAGAACGCCAACCUCAGAGCCAGGUGGCUCUUCGGGAUCAUACUUUGAUAGCUUCAUGUUAUUUGGAUGACUCUGGUCCGAUGUAAUCACAAAGUGACCCAACAGCUGCCGGCUGGAUAAAAACAUUACAGUCUCUACUUCUGAUACAAACUGAGGAUAGAAUACAAAACAACUUGGUAAUACCUUUUACGAAGGGGAACAACAAUUAUUCCCCUUUGUCUUUCAAAAUGUCAACAAUAUUUUAGCACCACAACACGAAGUGGUGCAGGAUUCUACAGUUUAAAAGAAUUUGCCCAUGUAGGCUUCUUCACAAGUGAAUGCUUCAAUGAACUGAGAAUAACCAUUUGUCAGGUUAUAAGUUGCUUGAGGAAAGAAAGCCACUGGAAAAGCACAAGGAGAUUCAUAUGUUAAAGGUGUAAAACUGUGAGGGGUUUUAUUAUAAAGUGCAUUACUGUGGAGUAGAGGGUGGGUAAUGUUUUUUUAGGUGCACAAGUGUGUCCUCCAUAACAAAACGGAAGAUCUCUCCCUGGGUUUUGUGCUGACGGUGAUUGACAGCAAAUUGUGCAGAGUCAACGUAGAGUGAUGUCAUUAUUUUCCCCUCAGCUCUGGCUAUAACAUGGGUUAACAGGAUGCGCAAAAUUAAUGUUUUGUUGAUGCAUGUUUGAAGAAUGACCAUGGUCGACCUCUGUAACAGAUUUAUUGCAUUUUUGCUGUGGCUCCAUCACAAUAAAAGUUUUUGGUUUUUUUCAAAUCCGAUUUUCCAAAGUAUUUUUAUGUGAGACAACAGCAGUAAGCAGUGACUUACUGCUCUUGCAUGGUGGAAGAAGAGUGAAGAGUGAAGGGUAAAUGGUGAGGGUGCCAAAAAUUUGAUCAAAGUAUAAAAGGCAUUGCUGGAUUAUAUGAUGUAUUGAUGAAAAUCCCCUUCAUAAAAAUCAGUGAUUAUUGGAAAUCCAUGAAAUAGUUUUUGCUCAAGCAAUAAACACUUAAUUGGGUUUGAUUUCA
Scophthalmus maximus (turbot) is the source of this 3300-nucleotide messenger RNA. RefSeq names its product potassium channel subfamily K member 5. Gene Ontology annotation, molecular function: potassium ion leak channel activity. Lineage: Eukaryota; Metazoa; Chordata; Actinopteri; Pleuronectiformes; Scophthalmidae. The record is from RefSeq and is a predicted model, not a curated record. The transcript has 5 exons. Gene Ontology annotation, cellular component: membrane. Gene Ontology annotation, biological process: stabilization of membrane potential; potassium ion transmembrane transport. Bases 467 to 1789 code for a protein of 440 amino acids.